UAAAUAAUUAACUUUUUUUCCAUGACAAGUAUUGUGUACUUAAUGAGGAGUCCCUAAGUACUUUUGAAUGGUUAAAACCUUUAUAAAACACACCACAGAAGAUGAGGUCAAAAGGCUUGGCUUUGAUUAUCAUAUUAAUCAUCUCAGGAGAACUCCAUGCAGAAGAGAAGCCCUGUGGUUUUCCUAGUGUGGAGAAUGGAAGGAUUGCCCAAUAUUACUAUACUUUUGAAAGUUAUUACUUUCCAAUGAGGAUAAACCAAAAUCUGUCAUUUUCCUGCUUGGUUGGUUAUACGACUGCAACCGGCAAACGCGAGGCGCGGACCACGUGUACGGCGGCAGGCUGGUCUCCCCAGCCACAGUGCUUCAAAAAGUGCCCUAAGCCUGACCUGAAGAAUGGUUACAUCUCUGAUACAAAAUUAGCCUACAAAAUACAAGAGAACUUGCGCUAUCAUUGUGCACCAGGAUACAAAACCAUCGCAGGGCAGGAUGAGGAAGUGGUUCAAUGCCUUGCUGACGGGUGGUCUUCCCAGCCAACCUGUAGGAAGGAACAUGAAGCAUGUUUGGCCCCUGAAUUGCAUCAUGGAAAUUAUUUCACAGCACAGAAAACAUUCAAAGUGAAGGACAAAGUUGGAUACGAGUGUGCCUCUGGGUACCGCACGGCUUCUGGCAAGAGGACGGAGGAGGUGGAGUGUCGCCCGUAUGGAUGGGCCCUCACCCCACAAUGUACCAAAUUAAAAUGCUCUUCUUUAAGAGUAAUAGAAAAUGGUUAUUUUCAUCCUGUAAAGCAAACCUAUGAAGAAGGAGAUGUAGUUCAGUUUUUCUGUAAUAAAAAUUAUUAUCUAAGUGGCUCUGACUUAAUUCAGUGCUAUAACUUUGGUUGGUACCCAGAAUCUCCUGUCUGUGAAGGAAGAAGAAAUCGGUGUCCUCCUCCCCCUCUGCCUCUGAACUCCAAACUUCAAACGUACUCAGCCUCCUACCGUCAUGGAGAAACAGUUCGUAUAGAAUGUGAACUUAACUUCGCCAUGCAGGGAGCAGAAGAGAUACGCUGUGAAAACGGGAAAUGGACAGAGCCUCCCAAAUGCGCUGAGGACAAGCAGAGGGCGACCUGUGAGGCCCCACCCUCGGUGGGGAAUGGCUCAGCAAAUCCAACCUCCGAGGUUUAUCACAGUGGGGAUAAGGUGACAUACGUGUGUGAGAGGGGUUAUCACCUCCGUGGACCAGGGGAAAUAACGUGCAACCGUGGGAAAUGGACCCUUCCGCCUGAGUGUGUUGAAAAUACUGAGAAUUGUAAUCCUCCACCUGAUGUAAUAAAUGGGGCUAUUAUUGGUGAAUUAUUGGCAAGCUACCCAACAGGAUCCUCUGUGGAAUAUAGAUGCAAUGAAUAUUACUUAUUGAGAGGAGCAAAAAUAUCUCAUUGUGAACAAGGAAGAUGGUCAUCACCACCUGUUUGCUUAGAGCCGUGUACUGUUAACAUGGGUGACAUGCGCAGAAAUAACGUGCAGAUGAAGUGGAGUUAUGAGGGAAAGAUCUUACAUGGAGAUUUAAUCGAUUUUGUAUGUAAGCAGGGAUAUGAGCUGUCUCCAUCAACCCCACCCUCUGAAUUAUCUGUGCAGUGUAAUAGAGGAGAAGUGAAAUAUCCUUCAUGUAUUAGAAAAGAAUCUAAAAGAAUGUGUGCAUCUCCCCCAGCUAUUAAAAAUGGAGUUAUUAAGAGUUCAAUACUCAACGCCUAUGAAAACGGUUCUUCAGUGGAAUACAUAUGUUUUGAGCACCAUUUCCUUCAAGGAGCUAAGGAGUCCUAUUGUUUAGAGGGCGUGUGGACUACACCACCAUUGUGUUUGGAGCCUUGCACUUUAUCUUUUGAUACAAUGGAAAAUAAUAAUUUACACCUGAAAUGGAAUUUUGACAACAGACCAUAUAUUUUCCAUGGCGAGUAUGUUGAGUUUCUUUGUAAGAGAGAUACUUACAUAGCUGGGUUUCCGGGUCCUGUAUCUGAAUUCCGAGUGCAGUGUGACAGAGGACAAUUUAAUUACCCAAGAUGUGUUCAAAGAGAAAGGAUGUUGUCUCAUCAAGAACCCUUAAGGACAUAAAAAUGAACGGCAUAAGAGGAACAGCAUUUUGACACACUAUGAAGUCUUUUAUAAAACAUAAUUGUUAGAAUAAAACUGUUGAAUAAAAACCUCUAAGUUUUUACUUUCAUGAAGAUUUGACUCUAAACUGUUUACACAGGAUAUUUUCUAUAAAUAAA
Messenger RNA from Dama dama (fallow deer), 2245 nucleotides. It is a transcript of the gene F13B, whose product is annotated as coagulation factor XIII B chain. The record is from RefSeq and is a predicted model, not a curated record. The coding region runs from base 102 to 2087 and encodes 661 amino acids. NCBI's taxonomy places the organism in Eukaryota, Metazoa, Chordata, Mammalia, Artiodactyla, Cervidae. The transcript has 12 exons.